Puma concolor (puma) is the source of this 1752-nucleotide messenger RNA. Lineage: Eukaryota; Metazoa; Chordata; Mammalia; Carnivora; Felidae. The record is from RefSeq and is a predicted model, not a curated record.
AUGCACGGCCCGCCUGCUUGGCCGCUGCGGCUGCUCGUGGCGGCCAACCGCAAAGAACGUGGUGCCGCAGUUGGGUUUCUGGCCAUGUCCAGUGUCAUCACCAUGUCCGCUCCCUUCUUCCUGGGGAGGAUCAUCGAUGUCAUUUACACAAACCCCACCGUGGACUACAGCUAUACCCUGACCCGCCUCUGCCUGGCGCUCAGCGGCGUGUUCCUGUGCGGUGCUGCUGCAAACACUGUUCGCGUCUACCUCAUGCAGACUUCAGGUCAGCGCAUUGUGAAUAGGUUGAGGGCUUCGUUAUUCUCCUCUCUUCUGAGGCAGGAGGUUGCUUUCUUCGACAAGACUCGCACUGGAGAAUUGAUUAACCGCCUCUCCUCGGACACCGCACUCCUGGGGCGCUCAAUUACCGAAAACCUGUCGGAUGGGCUCAGGGCCGGGGCCCAAGCUUCCAUUGGCAUUGGCAUGAUGUUUUAUGUCUCACCUCAACUGGCCACUUUUGUUUUGAGUGUGGUGCCUCCAAUAUCCGUCCUUGCUGUGAUUUAUGGACGUUACCUACAGAAGCUAACCAAAGUUAUGCAGGAUUCCCUGGCACAGACCACUCAGCUAGCUGAGGAAAGUAUUGGAAAUAUAAGAACUGUUCGAGCUUUUGGGAAAGAAAUAACAGAAAUAGAGAAAUACACCAGCAAAGUGGACCACGUGAUGCAGUUAGCAAGGAAAGAGGCGUUUGCUCGGGCUGGCUUCUUUGGAGCAACGGGGCUCUCCGGGAACCUGAUUGUGCUUUCUGUCCUGUACAAAGGAGGGCUGCUGAUGGGCAGUGCCCACAUGACCGUGGGUGAACUCUCUUCCUUCCUAAUGUAUGCUUUCUGGGUUGGAUUAAGCAUUGGAGGGCUGAGCUCUUUCUACUCGGAGCUGAUGAAAGGGCUGGGUGCCGGGGGACGCCUUUGGGAGCUCCUCGAGAGAAAGCCUGAGCUGCCUUUUGACGAAGGGGUCGUUUUAAACCAGGAAAGUUUCCAGGGCACUCUGGAGUUUCGGAACGUGCAUUUCACCUACCCCGCUCGCCCGGAGGUGCCUAUAUUCCAGGAUUUCAGCCUUUGUAUCCCAUCAGCGUCGGUCACGGCGCUGGUUGGCCCAAGUGGUUCUGGCAAAUCAACGGUGCUGUCCCUCCUGCUGAGGUUGUAUGACCCCGUUUCUGGAACUAUCAGUCUCGAUGGCCAUGAUAUCCGUCAGCUAAAUCCAGUCUGGCUGAGAUCCAAGAUUGGGACAGUGAGUCAGGAACCAGUUUUGUUUUCUUGCUCAAUUGCUGAGAACAUUGCUUAUGGUGCGGACGACCCCUCCUCGGUGACUGCCGAGCAGAUAGAAAAAGUGGCUGAUGUAGCCAAUGCAGGUGCUUUCAUCCGGAAUUUCCCCCAAGGAUUCAACACUGUGGUCGGAGAAAAGGGCGUUCUCCUCUCAGGUGGACAGAAACAGCGGAUUGCAAUUGCCCGUGCUCUGCUUAAGAAUCCCAAAAUCCUUCUCCUAGACGAAGCAACCAGUGCCCUGGAUGCUGAAAAUGAGUACCUUGUGCAAGAAGCUCUGGACCGACUCAUGGAAGGUAGGACGGUGUUGAUUAUUGCCCACCGUCUGUCCACCAUUAAGAAUGCUAAUACGGUGGCUGUUCUUGACCAAGGAAAGAUCACAGAACGUGGGAGACAUGAAGAACUUCUUUCAAAACCCAACGGGAUAUACAGAAGAUUAAUGAACAAGCAAAGUUGA